This is a messenger RNA of Dimorphilus gyrociliatus, 3888 nucleotides long. NCBI's taxonomy places the organism in Eukaryota, Metazoa, Annelida, Polychaeta, Dinophilidae. The record is from the annotation of a GenBank genome assembly.
GACCAUUUCGGCACGAGCCGCUCUUAAUACAAGACUAAAAAGAUACCGUGUGUCGCAAUCCAAAGAGAAGCCAUGAAGUUAAACGGGUUUAAGAAUAAUUCAGGUGAAUUAAAGCACAUAAUUAAUAUAUGAACAGUCAUGUUCAUUGAAUCUAAUUUAAUAUAUGUAGUUGAAGAUGAAAUAGUUGAAACUUUAAAAAAGAGAAUCAUGAUUUUCGAUGGAGCAAUGGGAACUAUGAUUCAAAGACAUCAAUUAGAGGAGGAAGAUUUCAGAGGAACCCAAUUUGCAAACCAUUCAAAACCAUUGAAGGGUAACAACGAUAUUCUAAGUAUUACAAGACCGGAUAUUAUUGAGGAAAUUCAUAAAGAAUAUCUGGAAGCUGGAGCAGACUUUACAGAAACAAAUACAUUUUCUGGUACUUCUAUUGCGCAAGCUGAUUAUGGCCUGGAGAAGGAGGCUUAUCAAAUAUGUUAUGCUGGAGCACUUGUUGCUAGAAAAGCAGCUGAUGAAAUUACUGCAAAGACUGGAAAGAAGAGAUAUGUCGCUGGAGCACUUGGUCCAACUAAUAGAACUUUGUCAAUUUCUCCUUCUGUUGAACGUCCAGAUUUUAGGAACAUAACUUUCGACGAAUUGAUGAUUGCUUAUAAAGAACAAGCACAAGCUCUACUAGAUGGAGGAGUAGAUAUUCUAUUGGUUGAAACUAUCUUUGAUACAGCCAAUUCAAAGGCGGCUUUAUUCGCUAUACAAUUAAUAUUUGAUGAGGACAGUUCCAAGGAAGUGCCUGUUUUCGUAUCCGGUACAAUUGUUGAUAAAAGUGGUAGAACUUUAUCUGGUCAGACAACUGAAGCUUUCUUGACUAGCGUUUCUCAUUCAAAUCCUCUAUGUCUUGGUUUGAACUGUGCCUUGGGAGCCUCAGAAAUGAGACCUUUUGUAGAAAAUGUCGCAAUGAACACAGGCGCUUUUGUUCUAUGUUAUCCAAAUGCAGGUCUACCAAACACUUUUGGUGGAUAUGAUGAAACUCCGGAGAUAACUGCUGGACAAUUAGAGUUAUUUAUUAAGGAUAAAUUAGUAAAUAUUGUGGGUGGUUGUUGCGGUACCACUCCAGAUCAUAUAAGAGCAAUAGCGGAAGUUGCCAAAAAGUAUAAACCUAGAAUACCACCAGUUGGCCUACAUCAAGAUACCUUACAAUUAAGUGGUAUGGAACCAAUGUCAAUAGGAAAAUUAACAAACUUUGUUAAUAUCGGUGAGAGAUGCAAUGUUGCUGGAUCGAGAAGAUUUUGCAAUUUAAUAAAAAAAGACAACUACGAAGAGGCUUUAAACGUUGCAAAAGAUCAAGUUGAAAAUGGAGCUCAAAUUCUUGAUAUUAACAUGGACGAAGGAAUGUUGGACGGUGUAGCAGCUAUGACAAGAUUUUGCAAUCUUAUUGCUUCUGAACCAGAUGUUGCUAAAGUCCCACUUUGCAUUGAUUCAUCAAACUUUGCAGUAAUAGAAGCAGGUUUAAAAUGUUGCCAAGGAAAAUGUGUAGUAAAUAGUAUAAGUUUAAAAGAAGGGGAAGAAGAUUUUAUUAGAAAAGCAAGAACUAUAAGGAAUUAUGGCGCAGCAGUUGUUGUAAUGGCUUUUGACGAAGUUGGACAAGCCACAGACGUACAGAAUAAGGUUGACAUUUGCACAAGAUCCUAUAACAUACUAGUCAACAAAGUUGGAUUCAACCCAAAUGAUAUUAUAUUCGAUCCUAAUAUUUUGACUAUUGCAACUGGAAUUGAGGAGCAUAAUAAAUAUGGUAUUAAUUUUAUUGAGGCAACACGUAUUAUUAAAGAAACUUUACCAGGCUGUAGAGUUAGUGGAGGAGUUUCAAACUUUUCAUUCUCCUUCCGUGGGAAAGAAAGAAUAAGAGAGGCUAUGCAUAGCGUUUUCCUAUAUCAUGGAAUAAAGAAUGGUAUGGAUAUGGGCAUUGUAAAUGCUGGUUGUUUGCCAGUAUAUGAUGAUAUUGAUAAGACACUUCUUGAACUUUGUGAAAGUCUUCUAUGGGAUACAGAUCCUGAUGGAACUGAAAAGUUAUUACAAUACGCUCAAUCAAUGGGCUCAGCCGGUAAAAAAGAAGUAGAUAGUGAAGAGUGGAGAAAAAAAACCGUUGAAGAUAGAUUAUCCUAUUCUCUAGUUAAGGGUAUUGACAAAUAUGUUGUAGAGGACACAGAAGAAGCAAGGUCCAAUCGAAAGUUGUAUCCAAGACCGUUAAAUGUAAUUGAAGGUCCCCUAAUGAGUGGAAUGUCAAUAGUUGGAGAUCUAUUCGGUUCUGGGAAAAUGUUUCUGCCUCAAGUCAUUAAAAGUGCAAGAGUUAUGAAAAAAGCAGUAGGAUAUCUUAUACCUUUUAUGGAGAAGGAGAAGGAAGAGUCGAUGAAAAAAUUAGGUAUAACUGACGUAUCUUCUUCAUUCGUUGGAACUGUUGUACUGGCUACAGUUAAGGGUGAUGUCCAUGAUAUCGGAAAGAAUAUUGUUGGUGUUGUAUUAGGCUGUAAUAAUUAUAGAGUCAUCGAUUUAGGCGUUAUGACUCCUUGUGAGAAAAUCUUGGAAACUGCUAUUGCGGAGAAUGCCGAUUUUAUCGGGUUGUCUGGUUUAAUUACACCUUCACUUGACGAAAUGAUUCAUGUUGCUAAGGAAAUGGAAAGAGUUGGAUUAGAUAAACCAUUGUUAAUCGGUGGAGCAACAACAUCCAAGCAGCACACAGCUGUUAAAAUUUCACCAAAGUACAAGAAUCCAGUUGUCCAUGUCCUUGACGCUUCAAAAAGUGUCGUUGUUUGUAGUUCACUAUUGGACGAUUUCCAAAAAGAAGAUUUUAUCGAAGAUAUUAAGGAUGAGUACGAGGAAAUUCGCGAAGAUCAUUACGACUCUUUAAAAGAUCGCAAAUAUCUUAGUAUUGAAAAUGCUAGGAAAAAGAAGUUUAUCAUUGAUUGGGAAAAUGAAUGUAAACCAACUAAACCAAGUUUCCUUGGUAGAAAGGAAAUCGUAUCGCAAAGUGUUAGUGAAUUAGUUAAAUAUAUUGAUUGGAAGCCAUUCUUCGAUGUUUGGCAAUUGAGAGGAAAGUAUCCUAAUAGAGGGUAUCCCAAGAUUUUUGAUGAUGAAACUGUAGGUAAAGAGGCUAGAAAAGUUUUCGAUGAUGCUCAGGAAUUAUUACAAAACUGUAUAAAUAAUAAUUCACUUAAAGCGAAUGGUGUUUAUGGAUUUUAUAGAGCUCGAUCUGUUGAUGAUGAUAUUGAAUUAUAUGGAGAAGAUGGAACAACCAUUGAAACACUGCACGGUUUAAGACAACAAGCCGAAAGAGAUUCAGUUUAUCACUGUCUUAGCGAUUUUAUUGCUCCAAAGUCGACGGGUAUUGAAGACUAUAUGGGAAUGUUUGCUGUCACUUGUCUUGGAGCCGAGGAAUUGAGUAAAAAAUUUGAAAAGGAGGGUGACGACUACAAUUCUAUUAUGAUUAAGGCUUUAGCUGACCGUAUUGCUGAGGCUUUUGCUGAACAAUUGCACGAAAAAGUGAGAAAAGAGUCAUGGGGAUAUAAUAAAGAAGAAGAUCUGGAUGAAAAAUCGCUCCAUAAAAUUCAAUACCAGGGAAUCCGACCUGCACCGGGAUAUCCUAGCCAACCGGAUCACACAGAAAAAGAAACUAUGUGGAGAUUGCUUCAGCCAGGAAACUUGCAAAUAACACUUACAGAGUCUUUAGCAAUGAAACCUGCAGCAUCCGUAUCUGGCUUAUAUUUUGCAAAUUCAAAGUCAAGUUAUUUUUCAGUUGGAAAAAUUCAAAAGGACCAAGUAUGCGACUACGCAUCAAGGAAGAAUAUGACAGUAGAAGAAGUUGAAAGGUGGCUAAGUGCUAACCUUGCGUACGAUCGUGACUGA